Molecule: messenger RNA, 369 nt
Organism: Cryptomeria japonica (Japanese cedar)
Lineage: Eukaryota; Viridiplantae; Streptophyta; Pinopsida; Cupressales; Cupressaceae
Product: L-type lectin-domain containing receptor kinase IX.1-like
Exons: 2
Coding region: 1-369 (122 amino acids)
Biological process (GO): protein phosphorylation
Cellular component (GO): plasma membrane
Molecular function (GO): ATP binding; protein kinase activity
Source: RefSeq, a predicted model, not a curated record
AUGUCUAAUGGAAGACUAAACAAACACCUUUUCAUCAAAGGAGAUAUUCCUCCACUGCAGUGGAGUCACACGUAUCGAAUAGCUUUGGAAAUAGCUUCUGGACUACUAUAUCUCCAUAUAGAAUGGGCUCACUGUAUUGUACACAGAGAUGUAAAAUCCAGCAAUGUUAUGCUUGCAAACAAUCUCAAUGCAAAGCUUGGGGACUUCGAUGUUUACAGCUUUGGUGCUGUGGCCUUGGAAAUCGCUACAGGAAGGAGAGCUGUAGAUUGGGGAUUGCAACAAUAUGAGGCUUGUGGAGUGGGUAUGGGUGUUGAAGCCCAACGGUCACAUGAUCAUUUGACUUUUCCAGAUUCUUCGAUUCAUGUCUGA